This is a messenger RNA of Epinephelus moara (kelp grouper), 9703 nucleotides long. Its product is annotated as A disintegrin and metalloproteinase with thrombospondin motifs 7. The transcript is spliced from 24 exons. Bases 323 to 5785 code for a protein of 1820 amino acids. Gene Ontology annotation, cellular component: extracellular matrix. The record is from RefSeq and is a predicted model, not a curated record. Gene Ontology annotation, biological process: extracellular matrix organization; proteolysis. Lineage: Eukaryota; Metazoa; Chordata; Actinopteri; Perciformes; Serranidae. Gene Ontology annotation, molecular function: metalloendopeptidase activity.
AGAAAACUUUUAAGCUGUCACUGGCUGUCGGUCGGAGACUGAUGGAGGACAGAGGGGACAGCUACUCGCAAGCAGACGUCAACACCGUCACCUAAACAAGUCCACAAAGAGUGAGAAUGCAGCAGGAACAGCCCGUGGGUGCAGGCGAUGUCCAGGCCUGAAUUGGAGAAGUUUGCAGGGACUGUCACUUUUUAAAGUGCACGGUCGCAACAAAGCGAAAAGUGCAUCCAGACCACAUGGAAAUCAUUUGAAUUGACAGUCGACGCGGUGUCACAGAGGCGUUAAAUGUUUCUAAAGUACAGGCUGCUACCGUCCUGACAACAUGACCCGUUUGGACUGCGGGCUUCACGCUUCUGGACAAGGAGUCUCUCUCAUUCACCUCCUCGUCGCUCUUCUGGCGCUCCUGGAAAACUGCAAAGCAUUGGGAUUAUCACAUGAGUCAGAGAGAGUUCUGCGGGAUCUGCCUCAGUAUGAAGUGGUUCACCCCACGAGAGUGGAUGCCAGAGGUCACUUCCUGUCCAACUUCCUGUCUCACCAUGCUCGGCGUGUACAGCGCCGGGAAGCCUCAGAGGGACCAGCAGACUUGGAUCGAGUCUUCUACCAGUUGUGGCACGGAGGCCACAGUUUGCACUUUAACCUCACCCUCAACCCAUACCUGCUGGCUCCAGGCUUUGUGACUGAGAGGAGAUACGGUGGCCUGGAUGGGGCCCAGAUCCAUCCUCCUGGAUCCUCCAGGUGCUAUUUCUUAGGUGAAGUGUGGGAUGAGGCCCUUGGUAGAGGACGUGCAGCCAUCAGUACCUGUGAUGGACUGACAGGACUGUUCAAGUUGUCUGAUGAAGAGUAUUUUAUUCAGCCUCUGGAAAAAUCCAGCGAUGAGACCUCAGCACCUCAGGCCCAUGCCAUCUACAAACGUCAUGUGUCCCCUCCCUCCUGGAGUCCAGUGGUACAGCCCAUCUCAGGGAAACAAGCUCUCAAUGGUACCUGUGGAAACAAAAAUUCCCAUCAAAGUUUUGUAGACACUGAGAGACAGCGGGAACGGUGGGAGCGCCGGCGGCAGAGAAGACGAAGAAUUCGUCAGCGCUCAGUCAGCAAAGAGAAGUGGGUGGAAACACUGGUGGUGGCCGACCCGAAAAUGGUGGAGCAUCAUGGGAGCAAAGUUGUGGAAAGCUACGCCCUGGCUGUCAUGAACAUUGUGGCGGGUUUGUUCCAAGAUGCCAGUAUUGGAAAUGCAAUCAACAUUGUGGUUGUUCGACUCAUCCUGCUGGAGCAGGACGAGGAUGACUUGAAGAUUACACACCAUGCUGAUAACAGCUUGAACAGCUUUUGUAAGUGGCAGAAGAAACUCAACAUGAAAGGAGACGAACACCCACUGCACCACGACGUAGCCGUCCUGCUCACCAGGAAGGACAUCUGUGCAGCCAUCAACACACCCUGUGAGACUCUGGGUCUGUCCCACGUGGCGGGGAUGUGUCAGGCACAUCGUAGCUGCAGCAUCAGUGAGGACACUGGCCUCCCAUUGGCCUUCACUGUAGCUCACGAGCUGGGACACAACUUUGGGAUUCAGCAUGAUGGCAACGGUAAUGACUGUGAACCCAUUGGGAAACGACCUUUCGUCAUGUCUCCACAGCUCCUGUACGGCACCUCCCAGCCCAGGUGGUCACGCUGCAGUCGCCAGUAUAUCACCCGCUUCCUAGAUCGCGGUUGGGGCUGGUGCCUUGAUGAUGCCCCGCUGAAGGAUAAGCUGUCUCUGAACUCGGUGCUUCCUGGGGUUCUGUACGGCGCUGCCCAUCAGUGUCGGCUGCAGUAUGGAUCGGGGUCCCUGCUCUGCGAUGACAUGGACAAUGUGUGCAGCACUCUGUGGUGCACUGUGGGAACAACCUGCCACUCAAAGCUGGACGGGGCUGUGGAUGGGACGAACUGUGGGGAGGACAAGUGGUGUUUCAGUGGGGAGUGUGUAGCAGUUGGAUAUCAGCCAGAGGGUGUAAAUGGUGGCUGGGCUUCGUGGAGCGAGUGGUCGGCCUGUUCGAGGACGUGUGGGGCUGGAGUCCAGAGCGCGCAGAGAGACUGUGAUAACCCGGUUCCAAAGUACAGAGGGAAGUAUUGUCUGGGAGAGAGGCGGCGGUACAAGAUCUGCAACACUGCACCGUGUCCUGAUGACCUGCCCUCCUUCAGAGACAUCCAGUGUAGUCACUUCAACAGCUUGCCGUACAAGGGCAAGUUCUACAAGUGGGAGGCGGUCAUCAACAGAAUGAACCCUUGUGAGCUGCACUGCCGUCCACUGAACGAACAUUUUUCUGAUAAGAUGCGUGAUGCUGUCACUGAUGGGACGCCGUGCUACCAAGGCAACAAAAGCAGAGAUUUGUGCAUCAAUGGCAUCUGUAAGAGUAUCGGCUGUGACUAUGUGAUUGACUCCAGUGCCACAGAGGAUCGCUGUGGGGUGUGUCAUGGUAACGGCUCCACCUGCACAACUGUCAGGAGAACAUUUGAGGAGACUGAAGGACUUGGCUACGUAGACAUCGGAUUGAUCCCAGAAGGAGCCUGGGACAUCCGCAUUGAGGAGGUGGCUGAAGCUGGGAAUUUCUUGGCGUUACGCAGUGACAACCCCAACAAAUAUUUUCUGAAUGGCGGCUGGACGAUCCAGUGGAACGGAGAGUACAAGGCAGCCGGGACAGUAUUCACCUACGAGAGGACAGGACAUCUGGAGAACCUGACGUCCCCUGGACCCACCAUGGAGCCACUGUGGAUUCAGCUUCUUUUUCAGGAGACAAAUCCAGGAGUGCGGUACGAGUACACAAUCAGUCGAGACACCAUGGAGGAUAACGACAUCCCUGCGUCAGUUUUCUUCUGGAAAUAUGGUUCAUGGACUGAAUGCAGUGUUACCUGUGGAACAGGUGUUCAGAGGCAGAUUGUUCACUGUGUGGAGAAGACGACUGGGAUAGUGGAGGAGCACCUCUGUGACCCUUUAACCCGACCUGAUGAUAACCAAACCAGCUGUGACAAGGAUCCAUGUCCGGCCAUAUGGUGGGUUGGGGAGUGGCAGAAGUGCUCAGCGAGCUGUGGGAGCUCGGGCCAGACGAAAAGGACAGUGCUCUGCAUCCAGGCAGUGAGUACAGAGGAGCAGAAAGCACUGCAGCCCAGUGAAUGUGAACACAUCCCCAAACCUGAGUCACUGUCCUCCUGCAACACACACAUCCCCUGCCCAGCAGACUGGACCACGGGCAACUGGUCAAAGUGUUCGCUGACUUGUGGAGGCGGAGUACGUCGCCGUAACGUGACCUGCUCUAGAAACACAGGGAUUGACUGUGACCCUCAGAAGAAGCCCCACGCUGUGACUACCUGCAACACCCAGGACUGUCCACCAGUGGCUGAUAACUUUGGAGGUAUGGACUGGUCUGGAAGCGGCUGGUCGAGCAAAGAAGUGCUCAAUGAAAUCAACUCCAUACCUGAAGUCAAACCUCCUCCCAAAUACAGCACCACCAGAGCCCAGCCAAGAAACAAUAAUAAUAAUGACCUCAACAACAAUGUGGAGGGAGAUUUUCACUAUCACAAUAACAUUGAAAAUAUCGACCCCUCUGCGGAAAACAGCGUUCAAGUUGACGAUUUUUAUUAUGACUAUAAUUUUAUCAACUUCCAUGAAGACUUGUCGGACGACUUUGAUGGACAAGAUCCAGAAUCCAACGCUCCCCAGGAGACCAAGCCAACAGACAGUGUGAAAGAAAACACUGACAUGGAAACAACAAAAGCUCCUUUAACCAUUGAUACUGGUUCAAAGGCCACUUCCUACACUUUGAACACUGAGGAGCCACAGAGCACAGAUCUGGACAAUAAGAAGGACAACGGAGCAACAAAGGAGCCUAUGCAAACAAGUUCUGAAGAUUUGGAUGACUUCCUGUCUGAGGAUUAUCUUCUGCCGGUGUCUACCACUCGCUCACCGCCAUUGUCUACAACUCAGCGUUCACAAACACAUACAGAGACACAUGACGAGGAUGUGUGGUGGUCUGAAAACAUCAGCACAAUGCCUGGUCUGGCUACAGAGGAGCCUACACAAGAUGUGAAAUGGGAGCAAUAUGGAGAGGAGGCUGAAAAUAACUAUGACAUUUUCACUGAGGAUGUGACUCCAAAAGACGCUGCUCCCACACCCGGACAUCAAACCACAAUCAGUACUAUUGUCGCUGAAACAGUGAGUACUCAGGCGACGGAUGAACAUGAUGAUUAUGAGUACAGCUACAACAAAAAAAGUACUUCAGGUCCAGAUGUAGAGAGUCCUGAACCUUUAGGCUCUCCCACACCAGAAACUGUAGUUCACGUUCAGACUGAAGUUCAACUGGACGAAGGUGCUUCAGAAAUACCUCUAACAACCAGUCAGUCAACAACAUUUACAGCCGCAUUCACAUCGGAGGAUCUGGAUUUGGCUCAGACUAAUUUUGAUACAGUAUAUGACACUAGCGAGGGUGAUUCAUGGGAUACAGACCUCAGCACAACCUCACUUCCUGCCUCUGAGACGUCCACUCCUCCUCUGCUAAUCUCAGGUAAUCAGGAGGCCUCCGAAGACUCCACAUCGUUAACUGGAACAGAAAUCAUACCUCCUCCAAACCUGGAGGGAGCCACUCUGCCUCCCCCAGCUGAUUUCCUGCCAGCUACAAAGGAACAGAUGCCGACCAAACCCGCCUUCACUGAAAGAACUGGAACAGAUGCCACAUCCCGCGCUUCACCAUCUGAUUUUGCUGAUUUUGAUUACAAUGAAAUAGUCGUUCCCCCGAUGCUGAGGAGAAGCGGCAACACCAAUUCUGGUCCUUCGUACCGGCUUCCAACAAACGCAGCAACCCCUCCUCAACACAGCACAACGCCAGAACAUCUCAUUGAAUUUCCAACACCUGCUGUGCCGACCUUGCCAACACAUCCGCCUCUUCUGUGGCCGCUUCCAGUGCUGACAUCUGCCCCAACUUCAGCUUCCACGCAAGUGACUGCUGCCGCCUACUGGGUCACCGGCAACUGGAGCACUUGCUCCACCAGCUGUGGUCUGGGUGCCAUCUGGAGGACGCUGUCUUGCAGCACUGGCUCAGACUCUGACUGUGAUCCAGCUAAGAGGCCUGUGCCAGCCCAGAGGUGUUACCUGCGCCCCUGCGCCAUAUGGAAAGUCGAAGAGUGGAAUAAGUGCUCCAAGAAUUGUGAAGGCGGCGUUAAAUCACGAGAGGUCCAGUGUUUCGACUUGCGGGAUCAAAGGCCCCUGCGACCUUUCCACUGCCGGGCCAUGUCCUCCAGGCCGCACACCCGGAUGACCUGUAACCUUCAGCCAUGUCUGGACUGGUACACGUCCUCCUGGGGUCAGUGCUCUGAGGUGUGUGGGGGAGGUGAGCAGCAGCGUAUGGUCACCUGUCCAGAGGAGGAUCGAUGCGAUGCGGACCUUCAGCCCAGCAGCAUCCAGUCGUGUAAUAGCCAGCCUUGUGCUCAGUGGCUUACUGGAUCAUGGGGACAGUGUUCGGCUUCUUGCGGUGGCGGAGUGCAGCGUCGACUCAUCAAAUGUGUGAAUACAAAGGCGGAGACAGAAGAAGAAGUGGAUCAGGGUCAAUGUGACCAUGAGCUGCAGCCUGAGAACACCCAGAAGUGUAACCUGCUGGAGUGUGAGAGUGUCUCCUCUGGAGCAGCUUGCCUUCGAGAUCGCCUCACAUUUAGCUUCUGUCAUACUCUCCGUUGGCUCGGCCGGUGCCACUUGCCCAACGUGAGAGCCCAGUGCUGCAAAACCUGCAGCCAGCGUUCCCGCUCCAUCAACACGUCUCGCCCCUGAGCUGACACAAAGUAACCACUCAUCAACAGGAACACUGAAGAAAUAUAAACCAUCAUUUAAGUUCAACAAUCUGAGCCCUUUCCUGAGUUCUUUGCCACUGCAGACUACGUGUGAAUCAGUCCCGCCCCAAAACUCAGCAUGUUUGUGCUGGUGACGUCAUCAUACAGGGCUGACACUGAUUGGAGAUGUAACGAAGCCUCUCUUAGCAAAACAAUGAGAAUGUAAAUAUUUGUUUGCACUUUUUAUAUCAUGCAGAAUCGAGAUUUCUUUGUAACAUAUGUGGUGCUGCAUAAGAGUUCUUCUGUCGAUGUAGCCAGCUUUAUACUGCGUUAUUACACAUGUAGAUAAACCACUCAUUAACCUCUACGGUUGGUACAAUGCUCUCAUUUUGAUGACAGCAGCAGAAACUGAACAGAUCUAACAGACAGGGAAACAACUCACUAUGUGGUUUUUACGUAUAUAAUGUGGUACAAGUGUUACCAAGUAAAAAAGUAAGUGGUGCAUAAAGGCUUCAUGUGACAUUAUAGAUAACUGUUAGCUAAGCCCCGCCCCCUUAAUUACUGUAGCUACCAUUUAAAUUCUUGGUAAUUUCUGAAACAAUAUAUGGUUGAUUUCAGACAAGAGCAGCCUUCUCAUAUUUAGUCUGUGACUGUUGUUUUAGCCAACAAAUAUUAAAACAUCAUCAGCUGUAGCUAGCUAACUAUGCAAAGGUUAUCUCCUCAAGCUCUUCAAAUUUUUUAUGUUUUGAUAGGACUUGUUUUAAGAUGAGAACCUGGUAAAGGACGUGUGCACUUGAUGGCUACGUACGUGAUGUUGAUCUCUGUUUAUCUGCGCCUAACAAACUAUUUGCUGACAGCUUCUCACCCUCAACCAGAGCUACAACAAGUACUUUCUGCCUCAACAUUUUAGGAGCCAGCUACUAAUUACUGGGGGAAAAAUGUAGAUUGAUUAUGCAGGAAGGUUAGUGUAAGGACAUGAUGGGGUGGUUGGUCUGUACAGGCAGGGCUGUUUCAAGACACUCUGGGAGCCCUAGGCAAGAGGCACCUUGGCACUUUUCUAUAAUACAUCAAUGAUAUUUCAAUGGAAUAAAUUACUUAUAGACUUAUUCAUACCUCAAAAACAGCAUCAAUAAGUGAUUAACAUUAGGGGGGAUCAAAAUAAAAUAAAUAAAUAAAAUAAAAAUCAACCAGCCACCCUCCUCCCCUGACAAGUAAAGAACAGUCCCUUAAUAAGUAAAGAACAGUCCCUUAAUAAGUAAAGAACAGUCCCUAAAGUGCGGUGAGGUUUGUGGGCCGUUACCUGACACAAAGAGAGAAAUGUGAACGGCUCGUUUCUCCUCUGACACAUCACACCUGUGUGCCGCCACGGCUCGGCUGUUCAGGUAUUUCUGGGCAGUCAUGAAAUUAACAAAGAGGAAAUUAUUGGACCUGGAGCCGGAUUUCCCCGUCGCCGGUAAGCUGUUAUCUUGCGGCGUAUUUGACAGGAAUAUGGCAUCUAUGACCCCUGUUCAACCCACAACUGGCAGGAUUCGUCUUUCGUUUCUGCUGCUGGUUGAAAUCUGUACUUGUAUAGCGUGCUGAAUGAUUUGUUUUGCUUGCGCAAGAGGGUGAGUGUCCGUACCGUGAGGUACCGUACUACUACGGUACUCCAAUAAUGCUAGCGCGGGUGGAAACCAAUCAUGCGGGACAUGGUCUCAAUUUGCGUGACGCGUGAAAAGAGACAGAAAUGCUGUGCAGUCCCGCACAGUGUGGGACGUCUGGUCACCCUACUUAGCCACUCGCAAGCAGCAGCUAGUAGGGGCCCCAUUAGGGGGGAUUCCAACGUGUUGUCAUUGUUGCAGUGUCUAUAGGGGUUCCAUCAUAUUGUCAUUGAUAUGGACCAAUGUCAGCUCGGUGGCAAUGGCCCUGUGUACAGGGACUUAAGCCGGCACCACCCCAGUUCCCAAGCCAAGUCCCAAUGGAUCCAGCUACUGCUGCCCCCCCAAGAUGCGUAUAGUCAUAGCCAGACAAGCUUUUUUUUUUUACAUGCAACAUUUUACAUACCGAGAAUCACUCUCACUACAGCACCACUGCACUACUUACAUGAUAGGGCAGUGUCCAGUUACAGCUGAUGAUAUGAUUAGACUAUCACUGUUCAGAGGAGGGGUUUAGCAAACACUCAGCUGUUAUGUUUAAUGUCCACAGCAGCUUGUAAAAAGCUUUUUUUGAUGUCACCUAGUUGUGUCAGUAGCAGUUGUGUAAUGUCACACUUUGGCUUAACCACACUUCUUUUUUUUUAUUUUUAGAAGUCACAAAGUAAAAUGUAAACAAAAAAAUGUGGAGCUGCAGGAAAUACUUGGUGCUAGAGGCCACACAGGCUCCAAACAUUUCGGGUCAGGUAUUGGCAGGCCCAGUGCCUUAUCUACUUGAAUAUUGGAUCAUCUGAUACUCUUAGUUUUAUUAACCACUUCAUUUAAAUAUGAGUCAAAUUCAGCAUUUCAGAAGAGGCUACAUGUUUUUUGAAGUGAAUGUGAAAUUAUUCAAAAAUGGAGGGACUGUCGAAGUCAGUGUCAUAUCACAUUAGGUUUAGUAUACUGUGUAGUAAAGAAGUAGCUUUACUGUAUAUAUAGUAUUUUGUACCUUUGCAACUGUGGUUUGUCGUCUAGGAAACUGAGUCUGUUACUGACACUCUUGUUCUCUCUGCUCGUUCCUGCGUUCACAAUCAUUGUUAGCACUGACGUGUAAUUACAGGCUGCAGUUUAGAGUCUUUUCAGCAGGAAUUGAAAAGCAGUUCAUCAUGUCCUCUUGUAUUUCUUUACGCUUUCUAACCUAAAUAUAACAUUAUCAAUAGAAAAGCUUUUUGCUAUAUUGAACAAUGUCAAAAGAGCUCCAGCAACACUGGGAUGACCCUGAUGAAGGCCACAAGCCGAAACGCGUCGGUCAAUAAAGUUUCUUUUCCAUACCACAAGUGUUGCUGGAGCUCUUUUGACAUUUUUCAGUGUUUCCUCACUCUCCAUGCACCUUGUGAAUCGGUGAAGUUGUGCCAGAAACCACUUUCUGCUAUAUUGAACAAAAAAUCAAUUCGUUAAGGAGAAAAUAGCGGGGGAAAUCGAUGUUUUGCUACCUCCUCUCCCCUUGGAUCUCCGCAAGUGUUGUGAGGACUCUAAAACUUCACCUGAGCCUCCCUCGGCAUAUGGGUGAGUAGAUAAUGGCUGAAUUUUCAUUUUUGGGUGCACUAUCCCUUUAAAUUAUCUUCAAGGUUUACAGGAAGGUGCUCAGAACAUCAACUUUAAGUAAUGUACCUAUGCUGCCUUACAUUCAUUUAAAAUUCUCAGGAUUCAGUCAAUCACACGAUGUGCCUCUCCCUCCUUGGUUACCGUAACUUGGUGCAAAACAAUGAACUGCUAGUUCUACAUGCACACCUGUUCGAUUUCAUUAUUUAGAGAUAAUUGAGAAGACUUAAAUGCUUGACACACCAGCCACGCCCAGUUACAGUUGCUAAACUGACUGGACAAUCAGGGGAGAGUGGUAACAAAGGGUUAAUCAUAGUUGUAAUGGGCUGAUGCGUUCACAUUCCACUUAUAAACAUACUCCCACACUGAAACACAGUUGAUGUUUGACUGCAGGGAUACAAGCCUUUAACUUUCUCUUCUCUACUUUCUCUGUUUUUAAAGAUUAUGUUGGUUUCCAAGCACAAAAUCAAGACUGUAGCCAAGUGGCUAAUAAAGCUACUAAAAACACCAGAAAAAAGCAACCAGUUGGCUAACCACAAUCUCUUAAGAAAAUCCCACUGUAAGCUUCAUUUCAAUGAGCUGUUAAUAGGCUGUACGACAGUUAAAUGUUUUGGAGAAAAUGUUACUCUUGUAUUAAUCAGUGAUGUGUUAUGACAUAUGGAUAUUUAUAUACUGUGCUUUAUACUACAAAAUAAAACCUGUGGGGA